AUGUUCCCCUCUCGCAAGCGCGAUUGCGCCUACCUGUUCUUCUUCCUCACCCACAUCCCAAUCAUCUACCUGAUCGACACCGUCCCCCUGCAGCCCGCCUGGCUACAGAGCUCCCUUUCACCGCCAAUCCGCGCGUUCUAUGUCAACACGUACCGCGACAAGUUCUUCGAGGCGGCUCCUGUCUGGUUUCAGUCGUUUAUGUGGAUGGAACUGCUAUACCAUGUCCCCUUGAGUCUCUGGGCCGUGUGGGCCUUGAUGAAAGAUCAUCCUUUUGUGCCCGUGCAUCUCCUCGGAUUUGGUGUCCAGGUGGUUGUGACCACUAUUGCGUGCUUGGCGACAGUUUGGUCUUGGGAGGAUCGGACGGUGGAAGAAAAAACGAGUCUCACGAGUCUGUACGGACCUUAUAUCGCUCUCGGAGCUGGAAUGGCGAUUGAUAUGGCGCUGAGACUCCAAUCGCAGCUGUCUCCUAAGUCGAAGCGGGAGUAG
Messenger RNA from Penicillium chermesinum, 486 nucleotides. Its product is annotated as EXPERA domain-containing protein. The coding region runs from base 1 to 486 and encodes 161 amino acids. The transcript is spliced from 3 exons. Gene Ontology annotation, cellular component: endoplasmic reticulum. The record is from RefSeq and is a predicted model, not a curated record. Lineage: Eukaryota; Fungi; Ascomycota; Eurotiomycetes; Eurotiales; Aspergillaceae.